AUGGAUAGGGCAGUGAUAUCUAAUAUUUUGAUCAAGGCAGGGGUCUCUAACCCCCGAUGUGUGAAUAAGGUUAGGAUCAGAGAUAUAAAAGAGGUGGUAACCCCAAAAACUAUAACAAAAACUGCUGUCAGAAAUAUAGUGCAAAUUAGACAAAAUACGAGUACAUUCUCAGAUGUUCAGGGUUAUAAGAAUCUCAAAUUGUGUUCAAUUAAUUGCAGGUCUGUUAAAAACAAAACUCUUUCCAUUUGUGACUUUGUUUUGACGAAUGAUUAUGACCUUGUUGCAUUAACUGAAACAUGGCUUGGCAGCAGUGUCGAUGAGGUUUGUGUUAGCAAACUUGUACCUAGUGGAUACGAAAUAAAGCACGUUCCUCGUUGUGAUGUUGUCAUAACAAGAGACAACGACGACACCAUAUCAUACAUCGAUGUAAUCGAUCCCGGGUUCUCCAAUUCGGAUUGGAAAUUGUCAAUGGACCACUUUGCUGUGUCAAUGAACGUUAGAGCAUCAAAACCAGUGCCUGUUAGAAAAACGGUUUCUUUUCGCAAAUUCCGCAGCAUUGACGUUGAUUUGUUCAAAAAUGACUUAAGACCUCUCUGCAGCCUUCGAUACCAUCGACCACGAGACACUGCUUGUACGGCUCGAAAUCCACUUCGGAAUUACAGGGCAGCCACUGGCAAUUAUCUACAGACCACCGCCGUCAACAGUCUAAGUGCCACUGCCUUUCUGGAGGAAGAAUGGCCAACAUUCUUGUCAAAAUAUGUGACAAUUGACAAAAACAUUAUAAUUGUCGGAGAUCUUAACUUCCAUCUUGACGUUCCUAGCAACCGUGAAACUAUCAAAUUUCUUAGCAUUCUCGAUGCUUGUGGACUUAAACAACAUGUAAAUAAACCAACACACGUGGCCGGUCACAUUCUAGAUGUUGUCAUAACAAGAGACAACGACGACACCAUAUCAUACAUCGAUGUAAUCGAUCUCGGGUUCUCCAAUUCGGAUGGGAAAUUGUCAAUGGAUCACUUUGCUGUGACAAUGAACGUUAGAGCAUCAAAACCAGUGCCUGUUAGAAAAACGGUUUCUUUUCGCAAAUUCCGCAGCAUUGACGUUGAUUUGUUCAAAAAUGACUUAAGAUCAUCUGCAAUAUUGAAUUCUGAAUCAUGUUUGACAAGCGUAGAUGAAUUGGCGGACAGCUAUGAAUCGGAAUUAUCCUUAUUGAUAGAUAAACAUGCUCCACUACGUACCAAAUCAAUAAUUUUACGGCCAACCUGCCCUUGGUACAAUUAACAACUGCAUAAAGAAAAACAUAUAAAACGCAAGCCAGAACGA
Molecule: messenger RNA, 1320 nt
Organism: Dreissena polymorpha
Lineage: Eukaryota; Metazoa; Mollusca; Bivalvia; Myida; Dreissenidae
Exons: 4
Coding region: 1-1278 (425 amino acids)
Source: RefSeq, a predicted model, not a curated record